AAAGUUGGGAGGAAAAGUCGCCGGCUGAGAAAGUUUAGAAGCGGGAGAGUACUCCCCGCCGGGCCCCCGCAUCGCUGACACCCCCCUCCCCCUCCCCGCCCCGGGAGGGCUGAGGAUGGCCGGCGGGGAGGGAGCGGGCUCCGGCGUGGCGGAGUGCCGGGAGCAUCUCUUCAAGGUGCUGGUGAUCGGGGAGCUGGGCGUGGGUAAAACCAGCAUUAUCAAGCGGUACGUGCACCAGCUCUUCUCCCAGCACUACCGGGCCACCAUCGGGGUGGAUUUCGCCCUCAAAGUCAUCAACUGGGACAGCAAGACCCUGGUGCGGCUGCAGCUGUGGGAUAUAGCAGGCCAAGAGCGCUUCGGUAAUAUGACCAGAGUAUAUUACAAAGAGGCAGUUGGUGCUUUCGUGGUCUUUGAUGUCACAAGAGGCUCCACUUUUGAGGCUGUUUCAAAAUGGAAGCAUGAUUUGGACAGUAAAGUACUACUUCCCAAUGGCAGCCCCAUCCCUGCUGUGCUUCUUGCAAACAAGUGUGACCAAAAGAAAGAUGGCAGCCAGAAUCCCUCUCAAAUGGACCAGUUCUGCAGAGAAGGUGGCUUUGUUGGAUGGUUUGAAACAUCUGCCAAGGACAACAUCAACAUAGAUGAAGCUGCUCGAUUCUUGGUGGAAAACAUCCUUGCAAACUACAAAACCUUUCCUAAUGAAGAGAAUGACGUGGGGAAACCAAAACUGGACCUAGACCCAUUGAAAGCAGAGAGUAAAUCGCAGUGCUGCUAAUGCUACCACAGUUCAGUAAAUGUGAUGGGAUGAGCAGCAAGACUGUUCCUUAAAUCAAGCUGCUGCUAUGGUGCUGCAUUGUGACAAUCCAUAUGGGGUGUCUGGUAUUAUCUGAAUAGGUGAUUCUUGUGGGUGUUUACUUAUUCUUGUUUAGCAUGAAACUGAGUACCUUGUGAGUUACCACUCCACUUGCUUGAGUGGCUGCAUUUAAGUCUGAUUAGUGCCUUCUUACUUGAGAACAUAAGGUAGUGUUUACACUCCUAAAAAGGAACAAAGACAACAUGCGGUGUCUAAUUUGCUUCUAGGACAUAUGCUACAUUCCAAAUAGGACUCACUCAUCAUGGUUUUAGCUGAAUAGACACUUGCACCUUU
This is a messenger RNA of Charadrius vociferus (killdeer), 1144 nucleotides long. RefSeq names its product RAB32, member RAS oncogene family (gene RAB32). NCBI's taxonomy places the organism in Eukaryota, Metazoa, Chordata, Aves, Charadriiformes, Charadriidae. The record is from RefSeq and is a predicted model, not a curated record. Gene Ontology annotation, cellular component: late endosome; lysosome; trans-Golgi network. The coding region runs from base 116 to 772 and encodes 218 amino acids. The transcript is spliced from 3 exons. Gene Ontology annotation, molecular function: GTP binding; GTPase activity. Gene Ontology annotation, biological process: phagosome-lysosome fusion; endosome to lysosome transport.